Bactrocera tryoni is the source of this 1308-nucleotide messenger RNA. RefSeq lists its product as uncharacterized. Lineage: Eukaryota; Metazoa; Arthropoda; Insecta; Diptera; Tephritidae. The record is from RefSeq and is a predicted model, not a curated record. The annotation marks the transcript as partial. The transcript has 3 exons.
UCAACGAGCGACAUCGAAACAAUUAUAUAUUGUCAUACUUUGGAAGAAGUAAUUUUAAAUGAAAACAUCUUGAAAAUAAUUAUUAAACAAUUGAAAUGUUUGCCUAAAUUACGUUUACUCGACUGUUUUGCUUAUACGAGCGGAAAUUCCGCCGAUUUUCAAAUACAUACUCUUUUGGAAAGCAUAAACGAACUGAUAUUUUUUGACAAAUCAAUAUUGGCCCCAAGUGAGCAACAUGUUUGGAGAAUUGGUGGACAAAGUUUUGAAUUGAUUGACAUAGUUUAUGAUUGUAUAAAACUACAAACAGUUGGUUUUCCUUUCGUUUGGGUUACGAGCGGUUAUGUUAAUCUGCAUGAACUUUAUUCUUACUUCAAAAGACGGGAAAUAACUCUGACAGUAAUAUGCUUCGAAGGUGAUGCAUCUAAAAGUGUGUCCAAGACACAGUUAAAGGAACUAGAUAAAUACCAAGAUGUACUAAAAUUCAAAUUUUCGAAACAAAACCUUGACAACGAGGUGGAUUAUGAAGUUUAUAAACUCUUUAUUAUCACACUAAUGAACUCAGAAAUCAUUAUUUAAUGAUGCUAUGUUUGUACUUUUAGAAAUUAAAAUAAUUUACUGACAAAAUAUUUAAAAUUGUAAAUUUUCCAUGUCUCUGACUGCACGCAAAGCUAUUGUAAGAAUAGUGGCAACACUACUUUCGCGUACUGUUAUGGAAGGCAUACACACAACAAUUAGUUGGUUGAUUGAGUUGGGCUAGAAAUUGCCCUUGUCGCUACAUAUGACACAACUUUUAAUACAAUUUUGAGGUCAACUUCAUUUUGAAUAUUCACUUCGUUGCUUAAACAUGAGUUCGGAAGUUGUUGCUUUACUUAUUAUAUAUGAUGCGCUCUCUUCGACAGCCGAAAUAAAAUGCGAAAUCGUUUGAAAUCGCAUGACCAACCCAAACAAGAAUCCAACUAACACAACCAACUUGACAAAAUAUCAAAAAUUUUUGAAUUUCAUCCAAUCAGUUGGAACAACUCAUACAACUGCCCCAUAUACGUAACAAUCAGUUGUACAAUUCGAUGAAAUUGGUACAAUAAUUAGUGCGUGUAUGCCUUCCAUUAAAUCAAGAAUGUUAGAUCAUUCUAUCAUUCCUGCUGUUAAAUCGGAAAAUCCGUUGAAAACAGCUGAACAAAAAAUACGACGAUAAAUUGAGUAAUUUAUGUUCGAUACUUUUAUGGUCAAUUUUGAAUCAAAAUUCUGCUAACAAGCGAUAUGCCAAUAAAUGAUUUCAAAACCAAUAAGUUGGUAAUUUUAUGACAGCGG